Molecule: messenger RNA, 960 nt
Organism: Pyricularia oryzae 70-15
Lineage: Eukaryota; Fungi; Ascomycota; Sordariomycetes; Magnaporthales; Pyriculariaceae
Exons: 6
Coding region: 1-960 (319 amino acids)
Source: RefSeq, a predicted model, not a curated record
AUGACCUUGUGCGAAAUAGUAGUCAAACGCACUGUUGCCAACCAAGGUGCCAUAAAUAAGAGCGGAAUGCUAUCCAUUUGUCUUCUCAUACCAGGAAAGGCCAAAGCCACAACCCUCACCACGAUCAAAACGCGCAGCUUUGAGUACAGUUUACUUGCAGCACCAGGUGUCUACUUGUCACACCAGCGAAUGGUUCUUUGGGGAAUCCCUGCUAGUGGCCAUCGUCAAAUAUAUCAGGCCCAGAAGAGCGCCUCGGAAGAUCAAAUAUCAGAUACAAAGAGACAUAUUCGCAGAUUGCGGCGAGGCCGGUCCAUGUCUUUGUCAGAUUUAUCCCAAGAUUUGUUACAGUCCUCUGCAAAUUGGAGAAGGAUGUCAGAGACAUUCAGGGGUCCUGGUGUUGGGGAAAUCCUCAUGCGACGACAUAUCAGAUCCAGCGCCUGGUCGCCAAUGCCAACACAGCAGCUUCCUCUUCACUUCGGUGCCGCCACCGGAAAUCCGGGCUUGGCGGGUAUCAAGAACUCAGGCUUGUCCCACUUGUGGCUCACAUGGCUUAAGAAGUGCAAAAAGGUCGCCCAGCCCGGUAACCGGCGACAAGGCUGCUAUCGGAUGGAUCAAAGGACGGGCUCUGGAAGGGUCGGUUCGCCCGUGGGCAAAUCGGCGGGGAGCAUAACCGAACGUGCAAGUCAGAGCGCCGAGAAAGAAGUAAUUUCGAAGUUGUACAAGAAACGCCACCGCCAGCGCCCCCGGAAUAAGAUCAGCAUUCUUUGGUGGACGACACUGGGCAAGCGGAAUGCUGUACGUGUUGCUAUCAAGCAGCCGGUCCAGCGCGCCGUGUUCGACGUUGAAACAAGUGAUGGGGUCCCGGAAUGUCGGUCGCCAUGCGUGUGCCACAAUGAAUCCUUGGCAGUGCCUAAGCCUUCGGCCGACCCGCAUGAAAGCCGUGGGCUUGGUGGCGAUUGA